AUGAUGAAACAAUUAAAAUAGCCUUCACAAAUAAUUAAGAUUAUUUCAGAUAAGAAUAGCAAAAAUAUAUCUGAAAUAAUUGUUGUUUAAGAAUACUCAUUAGUACAAUUAAAAGACAAAGACUUAAAUCUAAUUUAUUAAGCUAAAGAAAAAAUAGUUGAUGCAGUUCCGAUUAAAUAUCCACUUAACUAAUUUCAAAUCGCCAUAUUAUAUGAAACUGGAUAGGUUGAAUUGUAUCAACCUAAAAUUCAUUAAGUCACUUAAAGAAUGAGUUUGAAAGGGUAGAUGAAGAUGCCAUAUAAAUUAUUUUAUGCUAAGAAUUUCCUCUUUGUAUCAGAUUAUAUAUAAGGAAUGAUCAUAAUCAACUUAAGUAUUUAAGAAGAAAAGAAUUUUAAAAGAAAGGAUGCAAAAGUUAUAAGCGUAGAGGAAAUAGAAGGCCAUACAUUAAUAUUUUAUUAUACAACAAAAAAAUUGAUAUAACAUGAUUUUGAAUCUGAAUAGGAGAUCUGUUUACUCGAAAACAAAUAAAUUUAACGAUUUUCAAACAUAUCUAAAUUAUUUAUAAGUAAUAAUAUCAUGGUCCUCUAUUCUUAUUCAACACUUUUAUUUUACUAAUUAGAUCCAUUUGAGGAACUAAAUAAUUAUUCAAAAUUAAUAAAUAAUAAAAUAAUUGAUGUAUUAGAAUAUGGAACAAGCAAGAAUCAAUAUCUAUUAGUUCAGGAAAAUGGUUAAAUCGACUUAAUAACAUAAAAGAUUGAAUAAAAGGUAGGCAAUCACUUCAACGUCAUAAAGUUAAAUGUUGAGAACAUUCAACUCUCUUAUUUAAUUAAUAACGAAUAAUUAGUUGUAGUUUCAUAGGAUGGAAUCUCAGUCUAUGAUUCUAAUUUCGUGUUAAAUUUUCAAAUAUAAUUGUGUAUAGGUAUGACUAACCUUUUUGAAUUUCAAAAUAAUUUGUAUGCGAUUAAGAAGUACAAUGAUUUUAGUAAACCAUUUGUACUUAAGAAUAUUAAAAAUAUUGAAUCAAGGCAAAUUAUUACUAAUUUUACUCAAAAAUUAAAGAUCAAAUAAAUUUUUGAGGUUAAUCAAUAUCUAUUAAUUGUAACCACUAAUCAAAUCUAAUUAUAUUAAAAUACUACGCCAUUAUAAGUUUUAGAUUACGAAAGCUAGAUAAACCACUGCACGCUCCUAGAAAACUAAUACAUUAUAUUGUCAAAUGAUUAAGUGUUGUAAUUGUAUCAGAUAUCAAAUGAAUAGUUGUAAUUGAGAGAUCAAAUUAAUCAACAAGCUAUUUAAAUAAAAUCUCAUUAUUAAUAGAAUCAAUUCUCUCUAUUCAAUGGAAGUGGUUAUAUUCAAAUAUAUAAAGUUGAUCAAAAUAAAUUAGUAUUUAGAGCAUAAUCUAAAUAAUUACUGGACUUAAGUAGUUAUCAUAUUGACCAAGAGUAUCUGACAAUUUGCAGAUUUGAUUGUUCAUUAACUCAGUCAAAAUUUGAAUUUUAAGAAGAAGGAACUGAAUUUCCCCUGCAAUAAUAUUCACUAAAUUCUAUAGCUGUGAUUAUUAAUUACGAUAAUAUUAGAAAAGAAUAUCAAGUAAUUUGUUAAGAUGGACAGUUUUAUAUAUUUGAUAAUGAAUUGAAAGUCAAAAUCAAAAAUAAUCCAAUUGGCAUCAAUAAUAUUGUAUAAGAAAUUUAAAUUUUCAACAAUUUAUAUCUUGUAACUAUUUUACAGUAAGGAACAAAUAAAUACUAAGUGAUGGAAGGCAUCAAUGACUAUUACAUAUCAGUUAAAGAAAAUGAUUCACUAUUUUUAAGUAAUACCAAUGAACUUUAUUUAUUAAAUGAUCAAACUUUGGCGAAAGUAACAUUGAGAGAAUAAGAAAUAGGGUACUUAGAGAUAAAUCUAUUUCCAAAAAAAGAAUAAAUUUUAUUAUUAAAGGAUAACAUACUUAUCACUUAGUAUUCUGUCUAUAGAUAUUUUGAAGAUUCUUUUGAAAGAAUUCAAGAUUUUGGACAAUUACAAAAAUGGGUAUUGGUUGCAGAUGUUUAAAAGGAGAAUGUAGUCUUAUUAUUAAAUGACUCUUCGGUUUGGAUUAUUAAGGCUCACCAAAAUGGACAAAUAGAUUAUAAAAUACAUUAUAGUAAGGAGGAGUACAAAUUCUAAUAAGUAAGAUUGUCUAAUGAUAUCAUAAUAUUAACAUAUCAAAAUUUGGUAGCUAUCUAUUCACUAAAUAAAUUUGAACUAUUAUUGUAAUUUUAAGCCAUCUAUCCAGAUAAGAAUAUUUGUAAGGAGGAAGAAAUUACCUAGAUAGUUAUUGAAUAACAUUCUGAAUCAUUAUUGGUAUUGAAUCUAUUGAUUUAAUAUGCAGGAAUUGCAAUUAUACAACUAAAGUUAUUUAAAGUCAAUGGAGCAACUUAAUUAAAAUUAAAUAAAAAAAUUUAUUCUCCUAUUGAUGUUUCUGAACAUUUGAGAAUGCAAAUGCUUUAAACAACAUGGUAAUUAUUUAAUACAAAAAAUUAAUGCCAAGUUUUUAAGCAUGUUCACAAUUUCUUUGAUUCUUGUCUGCAACCUAUUUAAGAGAAACCAUAAAUAAUGAAUGAUUAUGUAGUUGAUUCGAUAUAAUUUAAUGGAUUUAUCUAUUAUUUAGGUAUAUGUGGUGCCUUAUGGAGUAUUAACUUGGACUGA
Paramecium tetraurelia is the source of this 2679-nucleotide messenger RNA. RefSeq lists its product as uncharacterized. The record is from RefSeq and is a predicted model, not a curated record. Gene Ontology annotation, molecular function: protein binding. NCBI's taxonomy places the organism in Eukaryota, Ciliophora, Oligohymenophorea, Peniculida, Parameciidae. The transcript has 2 exons.